Messenger RNA from Leishmania mexicana MHOM/GT/2001/U1103, 1299 nucleotides. Its product is annotated as hydrolase-like protein. Bases 1 to 1299 code for a protein of 432 amino acids. The record is from RefSeq and is a predicted model, not a curated record. NCBI's taxonomy places the organism in Eukaryota, Euglenozoa, Kinetoplastea, Trypanosomatida, Trypanosomatidae. The transcript has a single exon.
AUGCCUGGCCCUUCUGCACCGUCACCGUUGUCCUCGCCUCAGAGGGCCGCUGUGCUGCGCCCACACGACCAGUUCGCUGACGUGGGCCGCUGCCGCAGCACGGGACGCACGAUUCGCCUCUGCUACAACACCUUCGGUACGGCGAAGGACCCAUGCGUGCUACUCGUCAUGGGUCUCGCCUCCCCAGGGCUCUUCUGGGAUGAUCGUCUGUGCACGUCGCUUGCGCACUCCGGCCCGUACCACGUCAUCCGCUUUGACAACCGCGACGUCGGCUGCAGCACCCACCUUGAUGGGUGCGAGGGUGGCGAUGGUGCGUUGCCGGUGGGACCGGCCAGCUACCUGCGCUACGCCUACGCGGCGCUGCGCCCAGGAACGCGAUCGAUCCGGGAGGUCUACACCCUUAAUGAUAUGGCAGCCGAUGCCUUUGGCUUGCUGGACGUGCUGCGCAUCCGCUUCGUUCACCUUGUCGGCUCAUCGGCAGGCGGCAUGAUUGCGCAGUGCAUGGCUCUGGCACACCCGGAACGCGUUCUCUCGCUGACACUCAUGUCCACCCACUCGAGCUCUCCACACGCGCAGUGGCCGGGGAUACGUGACAUUAUGAGCCUCAUCUCGCUCAUGCCCAAGUCGACGUCGGCCAAGUACGCAAACCACAUCGCACGGGCCACGAGCGCAGAGGAGCGGCAGCGGUUGUGCGCAGAGAGGGAUGCGGAGCGGGUGGCUGCUUACGCGGCCAGCUUCACCAAACUGCUGGAAAAGAUGUCUGGUAACCAGCGCAAGUAUCCGUUUGAUCAUGUCGCAGCGCAACGGCAGAUGACGCGCAUCUUCAGGCGUAGCCUCUACGUGAACGGCGGCCCGCGGCAGUUUCUGGCGCUGCUGAACGCGCCAUGCCGCGACGACGCGCUGCGGCAGCGCAUCAUCAGUGUUGCACCGAUGUCGCAAAGCAAGGCGGGGGGCGACGACAGGGACAGCAGCCGGCAUGCGACCUCAGCGGCCACGACACCUUUUUACGUGCCCACCAUCAUCAUCCAGGGCGACUGCGAUCCACUCGUGCCUGCCUCCAACGCGCGUCACCUAGCUUCCGUGAUAGCGGGUAGUCGCCUGUACGUGGUGGAGGGCAUGGGCCACACCUUGAUUCCCGCCUUGAGAGACACAUACAUCCGAAUCAUUCGUGAUAACGUGCGCGCUGGCGAAGCUGCGGCGCAGUCGUUAGGGCGAAGGGCUCAAGAAACUGCUGCCGCUGCCGCUGAUGCCGGCUUGUCCGCCAAGAAGCAACCAGGGAAGGCCACCUCCCGGCUGUAA